Messenger RNA from Trichoderma citrinoviride, 1065 nucleotides. Its product is annotated as Clavaminate synthase-like protein. Lineage: Eukaryota; Fungi; Ascomycota; Sordariomycetes; Hypocreales; Hypocreaceae. The record is from RefSeq and is a predicted model, not a curated record. The transcript has 5 exons. Bases 1 to 1065 code for a protein of 354 amino acids. Gene Ontology annotation, molecular function: oxidoreductase activity.
AUGUCGAGUUUGCCCCAUGGUUUCCCUGCCGGCUUUUCCUCGCCCCUGGCUUGGACCGGACAGCAAUUUGCUCACCAGUCUGACUACAUCCACCACCUGGAUGCGGACGAGAUUCACGAGAUUGAAGCCGCUCUCAAGCACUUCAAGGCACUGGAAUUGGAUGGAGAUCUCGCCACCCCUGACAAUUUCCCGCUUCCCACGGUUGGCCCCAAGGUGCUGAGCCGUAUGCGCAGCGAUAUUUACCAGGGAAAGGGAUUCGCUGUGCUUCGAGGACUCGACUCCAAGAAGUACUCUGUUGAGGACUUGACGACCAUCUAUCUCGGAGUCCAAGCACACAUUGCCAACCGAUUCGGUCGCCAGGACAAGAAGGGCAACAUGCUGGUUCACAUCAUUGCCGACGACACUUCCAAGCAAAGGGCUGAGCACCACCGCCAUUCGACUUCUCCCAUUACUUUCCACAACGAGGAGGCUGGCGACAUCAUCAGCUGGCUCACAAGAAACGCGGCCAAAUCUGGAGGCAAAUGCAUUAUCGCGUCGACCUACACUGUCUACAAUGUGCUUGCGGCCACCCGCCCGGACCUGAUCCGCACGCUGGCUCGAUCCGACUGGCCUUUUGCUCUGCCCAAGUUCCAAUGUCGACCCGUUUUCUUCCACCACGACGGCCAUCUGAUCACCAACUUUGGUAGAGCUGCUCUCAUGGGGAGCGCCAGCCACGCUAGACCUGCUCACUUGCCAACACUCACUGCUGCCCAAGUGGAGGCCCUGGACGCUAUCCAGGAUAUUGCCGAAGCGACCAAGUUCGAGUUCACCACCCAGCCAGGCGACAUUCAUUUCAUCAACAACCUGGCGGUCCUCCACCGACGCGCGGGCUUUGUCAACGGCUCUGAGCCCAACCAGCGCAGGCACCUUGUUCGCAUGCGGCUCCGUGAUGACGAGAUGGGAUGGGGCAUUCCCCUUGAGCUGGAGGAUGAGUGGAAGAAGGCCUUUGGCGAGACGGGAACCCGUGUGUGGCACCUGGAGCCCAUGCCUUCUGGCUACUUUCCUCUGCGAUCCCAGCCCAACUAG